AGAGCACAUUGAGGAGUCAGGAGGAAGUGGAAACAGAGCAGGUUCAAGUGAAGAGAAGAGAUUACACUGAAGAUGCUGUUGGAGUAUUUAGUCUUGGGGGUGAUUACCUCUCUUUUGACGGGGGCCGAGUGUGAGGAAACAGAGGUGUUUGCUGAAGCAGGCUCUCAGGCUGUGCUACCCUGUAAAGGAAGCCAUUCAUACCACAUGAGUCCCUGCAUAGUUUGGACUAAAGCCAAAAAAGGCACAGUUUGGAGAAAAGACAGGAGCGGUCUGCAGUACUGGGGCUCGAACUGGACAUCUAAAGGCGUCAGACGCGUUCAGUGUCCGCACUCCCGCUUUGAGAGGAACGAUUUCAGCCUGCAGAUCAACAACGUGAGGGAGGAGGACGGGGGACAGUACUCCUGCAGGGUGACGGAUGGACACAUGUUGACUGAAAGAUUGGUCAUGCUGAGAAUCAUAAAAGUGUCCGUCUCCUCAUCGGUGCCCAUGUGGGGGAGUGAUGCUUCGAUCAGCUGUCAGGUGACUCCUUGGCCUCAAGGCGCCUCGCUGCAGUGGACGUUGAACAACAACACAUUCAAGCCUCGGACCGAAUCAGCCUCAGACACUGAUGUACAUGUUGUGAGGGAAAAAGCGACGUUGAAACUGUCUGGAAUCUGGACCUGUCUGGUGGGAUACAGGGGGAAAGAGGGGAGAGCUUCUGCAGCUCUCACUGUGAAGGGAAUCAUCACACCACCCACCGACGGUACUAAGGUGUACGCUGCAGUGGGGUCUGCAGUCACUCUCCCCUGUGUGUUCUCCUCUGGUCUGACACCUUCUAACCCAGUCUGGGAGAAACUGAAACCUGGGUUUCUUUUUUAUCCCGCUCCCGGUCUCCUUCCUGCUUCUUUCUCUCUGUCCUCUACUUCCUCUCAGCCUCUCGGCGAUAAAUCUGGCAGUUUGAGAGAAGUUGGGUUUGAGGAUGAGGGUCGGUACAGAUGCUCUGGUACUGUGGACCAACAACAGCUGACCCGGAAUAUGCAGCUAGUUGUUGCUAAAAUUGUCAGCAGCACCCCGUUAAAGAAAACCGGCUCUGUGACGCUGACCUGCCAACUGACGGACGCUAAAGGGGUCACCGACUACGAGUGGGUCCAUGUGGUCUCUGACCUCAACGGCAGCCAAUCGGUUCAGUCCGUUCAGAAGGGAAACACUCUGAGUAUAGACACCACAUCAGAGGAGAACCAGGGGGAAUGGGCAUGUCGAUUCUACGGGAAAGACGGCGUUCUGGGAAAUGUAACAUACCACAACCAAAUGAUGAGCGGUCUGAGUGGACAUACAUCUUCACAGACCCCACACAACACGGCUGCUGUGCUCGGUCUCAGCUUAUUCCUCCUUGUUCUGCUCUUGAUUUUGGUUCAGAUGUUCAAGAACCACCAACGGAGGAAAAAGAUCUUUCAGUUUCCUGCGCUGGAGACAAUUGUUCACACCAACUCCAAUGAGCAGGAGGAGAGAGCAAGAAACCAAGAGAAGAUGUAAUGACUCGUUGAAGCAGAGGAAGACGGAGCGCUAAACUGACCUGAGAUCCGCCUUCAUGUCUGCACCACAUUGGGAGACUUUAGUUUGCACAAGUUUUGUAAAUACAGUAUUUUUAGAGCAGAUGUUGUAGCAGUCAUUCUUUUGUUGAUUUUAAAUGUGCGUCUAAUCCUGUUGUUUCCAUGUAUGUAUAUUGAGAAAAUAACGUUCUACAAAUAAAGGUUA
Eleginops maclovinus (Patagonian blennie) is the source of this 1734-nucleotide messenger RNA. RefSeq names its product lymphocyte activation gene 3 protein-like. Bases 73 to 1512 code for a protein of 479 amino acids. The record is from RefSeq and is a predicted model, not a curated record. NCBI's taxonomy places the organism in Eukaryota, Metazoa, Chordata, Actinopteri, Perciformes, Eleginopidae. The transcript has 8 exons.